GGAAAGAAUUUCAGUAUUGUCAAGGAUCGGAGACGUGUGUUCUGUACUUGGUGGAAGGUGUACGCAGUGGUUGCACGACAGUAAACAAAGUGCUCGUGCAUUAUCUGUGGUAUAUUUUAGAGCAGUACGUUUUACGGCUGGAACGUUUGUAUAUAUGUACGGAAAUAUGCGGGAAAGGGAAGAAUUUUGUCGAACAUUUCCACCGGGACAACCGAUCCAGGCACCGACGACACGGGCUCUAGGCCUUGACGCGCUUCACAGCCUUUGUAAAGAGAUCUAUCCCGACCAAAGCAAUCCGCUCACUGUCACUGCAGUCGUCAAAUAUUGGUUGGGGGGUCCGGAUCCUCUCGACUACAUCAGCAUGUACAAAAACCCUGGCUGCCCUGAAUUAGGGGUACCGCCACAUUGGCAUUAUAUUAGUUUGGGCUUAUCGGAUCUCCAUGGAGAUGGAAGGAUACAUCCAAAAAGUGGUCCUGGUCGUCCAAGUGGUUUUGGGUUUGAAUUGACCUUCAGAUUGGUCAGAGAAAGGAACGAAAUGACUCCCCCUACUUGGCCAGCCAACGUGAUGCAACAACUAGCAAAAUAUGUUUUUAAUUCUGGUAACAUGUUGUUGCCUGGUGACCAUGUGUCGUGGCAUGCUCCUUUGGAUAAUGGGAAUGGUAGAAUCACCCAAAUUUUGAUGGGCAGGGAUCCACAGUUACCAGCAUUCAUAUCUACACCUCAUGGUGAUGUUUCCUUUGUUCAAAUUGUAGGAGUUACUUCUGAAGAAUUGUUAGCUGCACAGCACUGGAAUGGCUUAGGUCUAGUAAAUUUAUUAAAGACCAGUCGUGGUUGUGGACCAUGGUUGGUAACAGAUAUGAGAAGAAUACAUUCUGUUAUGGAGGAUGAUCCUUCUGUAGCAGAGAAAAUACAAAUUGGUAUAGAGAAGGAAGGUUCUAAUUUAAGCGGUGUGUCUGCAAAAUGUUGGUGGGUACAAGUCAACAGUGAGAGUAAUAUAGAAAGAUAUAGAGAGACAAGAAACGAGUCAGACGAGGAAGAAGAAGAUAUAAAACCAAUAAUAAAGUCAGAAAGGUUGUCUCCUUGUGAACAGGAUAUUAAUUUGUCACAUGAAAAUUUGAUUAAAGCUUUACCAGGACUCCACUUAACAUUUAAUCUCGAAGCUGGAUCUCUGUUACCAUUAGCAAUAAAAGGACGCGUGAUGCACGGAAGGCAUUUCACGUUUAAAUCUAUAUUGUCUCAUACGGCUAUCACAAUCGUAGCACCGUCAGUAACUGGCACUCUAGUUUCUAGAGAAAGGCCGUACGUAGUUCAGGGGCCAUGGUUACAAGUAUUACUUCCGGAGGAAUUGUCCGAAAAAAUGGCCCAGGAGUUUCAAGUUCUAAAUUCACCAAAUCAGCUUCAGUUGCCAAAAACAUUUUCUUGGCCCGAAUAUAAACUAGUUAUCACUGUUGUAAAUGACUGAGGAAUGGAUAUAAGUGUGGCUAGAAUUACCCAAAAUUCAUUCACGUUUCGAUACGUUUAAGCGAAUUAGGAUAAAUCGACGUAAGCAAAGUAUUAUCUAAUUUUGUUACAAAGCGGAUUUCGACGAAACUAUUUAUAAUUGUGCGCGUACGGUUAUCGUGCACACGAUAGAACUGCAAGACUUUACGUAUCAAUGUGUGGAAGAGGAGGCAUAUUUAACACGUGUCAACGAAACUAAGAAUAUUUUUUUUUACCGAAGAUAUUUUUCGAACGCCUCUCUUUUACAAGUUGAUGCUUGUUAACAAUUUAUAUUUAAUUAUGUACAUAAUAGAAUGCAAAGUAUAAAGUGUAAUUGUAUUUGAUAUACGAGUUUACACAUUGUUACUUUAUGUAGAACAUUUUUGUAAAUAGAAAACCUUAGAAAUCUGACACUUUGUCAGAAUCUUCUGGCAAUUUUUAUAUUAAAAAGGAUAUGUAUAAUAGAACGGAAUAUAAGGAAUAAUAUUUAUAAGAAAACA
This is a messenger RNA of Osmia lignaria (orchard mason bee), 1979 nucleotides long. RefSeq names its product suppressor of fused (gene Su(fu)). Gene Ontology annotation, cellular component: nucleus; cytoplasm. Gene Ontology annotation, molecular function: transcription factor binding. NCBI's taxonomy places the organism in Eukaryota, Metazoa, Arthropoda, Insecta, Hymenoptera, Megachilidae. The record is from RefSeq and is a predicted model, not a curated record.